AGAACGAGCGUGGAGCGCAGGUGCAGCGAGUGGUCCGUCCAAUAUUAUCUUCCCCCCACCGGUGUGAGUUCGUUGCAUCGGCGCGACAGCGGGUAAAACGGGAAUUAAAAAACAGAACUCUAAAAAAUGAUUUUUUUAUAUUGAGUUUUGGUCACAGCAGUUGAAAUGGGAACAGAGGAGGGUGGUAAAGAAGAGUCUGUGGAGCUGUUCUGUCCAAGUGAAGAGGAAAUUGAGAGGUGGAUGGCCAGAGCUUUUGACAUGGCCAAAGAAGCUCUGGAGAAUGGAGAGGUGCCUGUCGGAUGUCUCAUGGUCUACAAAGACGAAGUUGUGGGGAAGGGAAGGAAUGAAGUCAAUGAGACUAAAAAUGCCACUCGGCACGCUGAGAUGGUCGCUCUGGAUCAGGUCCUGGACUGGUGUUGGCGUAGCAGCUUGGACGUGAAGAGCGUGUGCGAGCGGAUAGCGCUGUACGUCACCGUGGAGCCGUGCAUAAUGUGUGCUGCAGCGCUGCGCCUCCUCAACAUCCCCGUGGUCGUGUACGGCUGCAGGAACGAGCGCUUCGGAGGCUGCGGCUCAGUCCUGGAUGUCUCCUCUGCAGACCUGCCUCACACUGGGACCCAGUUCAAGUGUAUUUCAGGUCACAGAGCAGAGGAAGCUAUAGACAUGCUGAAGACUUUCUACAAACAGGAGAAUCCAAAUGCCCCCAAACCCAAAACAAGGAAGGAGUGAUCUCCCAAGAAACAUCCUAUUACAAGUUUUUAAUAUUUUUGUGUGGAUUUUUUUAUAAUAUUAUUAAUUAAAUUAUAUUUUACAUACAUUUUUGUAUAUUGCUUUUUUUUACUAUUUGUCUAACCUUUUUUUUACCCAUUAAUAUGACAUUAAUAAAAGACAUAUCUAUUUACAGUUAUAAUUUAGCAUUAGUGUUUCUGUUCAUGCAGACUGCCACCAGAGGGCGCUAUAGACCAGCGGUUUUCCUGUCACUGAACCUCCACAUAGCAGAAAUUAAACUUUAGUCUUUGGAGUAAUAAAUACUGUAUUUAAAAGAAAUUUAUGUUAUUUUCCAAAACUAAAGGCUCAAGAAUGACAAUAACAAAUGAUUUUUAGAAAGGAGGAGGCAAAUCUUCACUGGAUGUUGUGCGGGUGAACUUUACACGCUCUUUUCUCUGUCUUGCGUAUUGAUUUGUAUAGUUUAGAAGCACACUCUUGGCCUGCUUCAUCUGUAAAUGUGAUGCAUACCACUUCCUGUGAUAUUUUUCCGAGAACGAGUCAGGCAGUGUGAGAAACUAAGGAAGUGUGCGUGUGCCUGAGAGCGCUUCUCAACGGGAGUGACCUUCACAGCUGCUCGUAUAACAGAAACACACAUGCUGACACAAUUUAGCUCGUUUCACUUCCUCUCAGACACACACACACACUCUGUGGUGUGUCAGUUGGUAGCAUUAGCAGUUAGGUUGUAUUGACAGUGUCUGCGUGUGCGUUGCUGGGUAUGUGUGUCUGUUUCAUGUGUCCUGCUGCUUUUAUUCCUCCUUCUGGCUCCAACAAAGGGAUUGAUGGAAUUUAAACUUUUUUGCACUUUCUUUUACUCUUUGUCUUUUCAAGGUUGUCACCACUUCCUUCCUGUCUCCUUCCUUCCUUUUUGUGGCUGAUAACUUCCUUCCUUCCUUCUCCACUUCCGUCCUUUUAUUUGUUAAUUUCCCACUCCCCUUCUUUUCCAUAAUUUUGUACAAGUAGUUUUUUGUCUUAAAACUUUCUUCUGCUUACUGUCCUUUUACUGCUUUUGACUUUUUUAAUUUUCCACUCUCACUUUUUCCUAUCUUAAAGUAGAAAGUUAUUUUAUGUCACUGCAUAAUAAAAUAAUAAUAAUGAUGAAACAGGAUAACAUUGUGCGAACACGAUCAAGCUGCAUAUAAUACACCUGCUAAUUAGCACUAUGUAAUAGACUAAGUGCUACAUUUUAAUCACUAAAACUGAAGCACAAACUUAUUGAAGCUCAAAGCAGGACAUGUUAUUUGUCACAUAGUAAUUCCAUUAAAAAUGCACCAAAAGCAUAAAUGUGACGUCCAGAUCAGCGACUCUCUUUAGAUAGUAAGAGUUAUAAACCUUAGUAGUGAGGCUUAGCAGACAGCUAGGAGCUAUAGCUUUGUGUCGGCAUACUUGUCAAGCCUUAAAAUCCAAAAUGUGUGAGUUAUUAAAGAUACAGGCAGUAUAUAUUCUUUUCAAUGCUGUUGGAUAAUUUAACGUGGGAGUGAUUUAUUGGGAGUGAAUCUUUUUUUUUUUUUAACCAGGCUUCAAAUGGUCAUUUAUGGAACUGCAGUGUUUGGCAAUUUAUUUUUUCAGACACGUUUUUAGACAUAUUAAUAAUUAUAUUAAUGAUUCUCAGCGUAAAUGUAACAGAUCCAAAUUUUGUUCAUCAGAACUGAAACUAAACAUUUUGUUGACUGUGUUAGUCAAACAAAUUGCUCAUCAAUAAUCUAAUAUUCCAUAACAAUUAUAUAUACUGUAUAAUAUAUAUAAUUACAAAUACAAUAAAUAUGAUUGUGUAUUGAAUGUAUAAAUAUAUGUAAUACUUGUCUGUUGGCAGCCAUGUCUC
Oreochromis aureus is the source of this 2584-nucleotide messenger RNA. RefSeq names its product adenosine deaminase tRNA specific 2 (gene adat2). The record is from RefSeq and is a predicted model, not a curated record. The transcript has 6 exons. Gene Ontology annotation, cellular component: nucleus; cytoplasm. The coding region runs from base 166 to 726 and encodes 186 amino acids. Gene Ontology annotation, biological process: tRNA wobble adenosine to inosine editing. Gene Ontology annotation, molecular function: zinc ion binding; tRNA-specific adenosine-34 deaminase activity. NCBI's taxonomy places the organism in Eukaryota, Metazoa, Chordata, Actinopteri, Cichliformes, Cichlidae.